UAAAGAUCGUGGCUGGCCUCGCCUUCCAUCCGAUGCAAUAUAGUUACACAUAAUUGAGAGCAUCGACCAAGCCCUAGGGAACUUCGAGAAAAACCCUGUACAGCUCCGAUUCUAGUCAGCAAUUCACGGAAUGGCGAAUGCAGUAAAAAACUAUUUCCUAGCCCCAAGCUGGGACUAUUCCCCUAACGCCAAGCCAGGCGUCACAAUCGCGCUCUGGAGCCUGGUCAGCUCACCGACGAGAAUGGUGCCGCCCCUGAUGGCCGCAACAGCGGUACCAAACGACGAAGACAUCAAUAAGUCGACUAAGCAUGGGUUUGAGUGGAUCCAAGAGCGCGAAAAGGAGAAUAAGUUCGGCGUGUGGACGAUGUUUCUCAACCAGCUCGUUAGUAUCGGACUUGGGCACAAGCACACCACGUCGAUCCACGACUACUAUACGUUCGACAAUAUACACACGAAGGAGGCGUUUCCUAGCAGGGAGUACGUCGAGGAGAUGGUUAAGACGGAGCCUGUUAAGAAGUAUCUACAAUGGACCGACUUCAAGAAACCCGUCUAUCUCGUCGUCGGGACUAAGGCCGUCAAUGGCACUACUAUCAAACAGCUAAUGAAAAAGGAGAAUUCGACGGACGUGAAGUUUCCCGUCGAUUUGAUUUCUUCGGGGACCCCCGUAUCUCAGGGGCCAGAGUUGGAGAUCUCGGGAAAGAAUGGGGCUACGCUCAAGUUCGAUGGGUCUGAUGAUUUCGUGUUUGCCUUCCGGAUUAGAAAAAUUGUUGUCAGUCAGAAAUUUGAGGUUGAAGAUGAGGAUGAUGCUGAAGGCGGAGUGCUUGGGAUAGUCAGACAAAAGGAUUGGGAUGUAGAGGUCCAAGGAAUUGAGGAUCAUGAUGCCGAUGACAUACCUGCUAGCGGGAAGAAGGUGAUUGUAGAGGAAGAUGGUGAGCAUGUCUAUGUUACACUGCUCUAAUCUUAAGGCGAUGUGAUACUAUGUAGGUACCUACCUACCUACCUACCUACGCAGUGUUUUUUUCGACAGGGUUUAGGGGAG
This is a messenger RNA of Annulohypoxylon maeteangense, 1039 nucleotides long. RefSeq lists its product as uncharacterized. The record is from RefSeq and is a predicted model, not a curated record. The coding region runs from base 131 to 958 and encodes 275 amino acids. Lineage: Eukaryota; Fungi; Ascomycota; Sordariomycetes; Xylariales; Hypoxylaceae. The transcript has a single exon.